AUGAACGCUGAAGAGCACCCACGACGAGCCGCCGAUCACGCCAAGAACUCUCGCGACAGAAAGAAGGAAAAAGAGGAAGAAUUGGAACAAGAGAACGAACGGCUCCGACAAGAGAACCAGCGGAUCCGACAAGAGAACCAACGGCUCCGACAAGAGAAUGAAGAGAGAGACUUCUUCAAUGGCGUGCCCUUCCAGUCAGCUCCCGUGGCAAUCGGGACGGUCGCUGGCAAUGGUGCCGGUGCCGCUCAUGCUCACUCUAGUAGUGCCAACAAUGGCUCAUUUCUGACCCCAGACUUCAUCCGCAGUCUGUCAACGUUGACCCCAUCACUUCAAGGGAGUUUGUUUUUAUCGGCGGCGAGAAAGGAAAGCACCAGAUUGGCACGCGAAGCCAAAGCCUCUGUGACCACAACCUUCUGGCAAAGCAUUGAUGAAGGAAAUCAGCAAACCCAAGAAAUAAUCCUUUCGAUUUUCGGAGGAACACCCACAGCCACUGGAACGCAUGGUGGGCACCAGGCCGAUGACAUGCCCUCCACUGGCAACGGUGUUGCUACUGAUCCAUUGAGUGCUAGCAAUGGCUCAUUUUUGGCUGGAUACCUCUUCCUAAGUUUGUCAACUUUGGCGCCAUCAAUUCAAGGGAGUGCCAUUCAAUCAGUGCUGCUAUUGGAACUUGAAAGGUCGGCACUCGAGGCAAAAGCCUCAGUGACCACAAACUUGAGCACAAACUUGAGCACAAACUUGAGCACAAACUUGAGCACAAACUUGACAAACUUGGCUCCACUGGGAUGCACGGAGCACACCAAGUCGGUGGGGGCUUCUCCAUUGGCAUGCCCUUUGGGUUGGCUCCACGGGCUGUUCCAGGCAGCUGCUGGGACGGUUGCUGGCAAUGGGUGGGGCGACUCGAAUCAGACAACCUUUGGCCCUCAACCUCCUCCACCAACCAGCGGUAUUAGCGCCGUCUCGGCUGGGCAGGCCGGAGCCGGCAACCAACCAUCCUUAGGCUCCCCUCGCGGAUUGGCCGCAGCAAAUGGAAAAGGGAAAAAACGAAAGUUGACAAAGGAGAUGUCCGAAAACCAACCAUCCUUGCCAGGCUCCCCUUGCGGAUUGGCCGUAGCAAAUGGAAGAGCAAAGAAACGAAAGUUGAUCAAGGAGAUAUCCGACGAUGACGGCGAUGACGACGUCGACAUGUAA
Seminavis robusta is the source of this 1188-nucleotide messenger RNA. The record is from the annotation of a GenBank genome assembly. Lineage: Eukaryota; Bacillariophyta; Bacillariophyceae; Naviculales; Naviculaceae.